AUGGGAGUUGUCGCUUAUCCUACAGUGAGGUCUUCACUGCCCCCUCUACCUACAGCCCGACUCCCCGCAGCAGCUCGCGCUGGUGUCCCCCGGUCCUGCCACCGCCGCGGUGCCCCGCUCCCGCCCCAGGAGAGCACCCUCUUUAAACGAAUAAUAAAGUGUUAUGGACAGAAGCAAUAUAAAAAUGGCCUCAAGUUUUUUUGCAAGAUGAUUCUUUCAAACCCUAAAUUUGCUAAACAUGGAGAGAUUUUGGCUAUGAAAGGUUGAACUGGUUAAGAAAAAAAAGCAGCAUGUGAAUUUGUAUGUAAAGGCCUUUGUAAUGAUGUCAAGAGUCAUGUCUGUUGGCAUGUGUAUGGGGUCCUGCAGCGUUCUGAUAAGAAAUAUGAUGAAGCUAUUAAGUGCUACAGAAAUGCUCUCAAAUUAGAUAAUCUGCAAAUCUUGAGGGAUCUCUCUCUGUUGCAGAUCCAAAUGAGAGACCUUGAAGCUUACAAGGAGACAAGAUAUCAGCUUCUGCAGUUGCAUCCAACACAGUGUGCUUCCUGGAUUGCAUAUCAUUUGCUGAAAGAUCAUGAUAUGGCACUAAAACUUUUGGAAGAACUUAGACAAAUUCAGCAAGAUGUGUUGAUCUUAAGGAUAUCAUUCAUUGCUCUAGUGGACCUUGUAAACCCAAAUAUAUUUUUUGAGUUCUCGCAUGAUAUGCUGGAUCAGCUUGGCAAUUUCUAUGAAAUGUUUGCUGAGAUUGUGGUAGAAAUUGCAUUUGAGGAGAAUUUAUGUGUGAAGUGUGGUUCCUCUCAACAAAGUAGCCUGAAUAUAGCGAUAAUGCAUGAGAAUCAAGUGAUGAAAGAGGCAGAUCUAUUUCAAGAAUGUUUGGAACAUAUAGAAACAUGUAUGAAACAAAUAUGUGAUAAACUUUCUGUGGAAGAAAUUAAGGAUAAAUCCCUGUUGUCCAUGCUGGGCUUGAACUUGGGCUCCAUUGAUCUCUACCACAUCUCUCAAGCAGCUGGUGAAAAAUUUAGAGAACUAACAGAUAAGUUCCUGAGGGCAAACUUCAGUAAAGGCUACCCACCCUUGUUUGGUACCAUAUGGUACCAGGAAUCAAUCUCAGUUUCUAUAAUCCAGGAACUUGUUACUAAUUGUGAAACCUCUCUUAAAACAUGUAACAUUUUUAGCUCUUAUGAAAAUGGUGAGAAGGAACCCCCAACAACUCUACUCUGGGUUCAGGAUUUGCUGGCACAGCACUUUGAUAAACUUGAACAAUAUUCUUUAGUUUUGGAUUAUAUUAAUUCUGCAUUUGCUAGUAUUCCAACUCUAAUGGAACUGUUUUAUAUGAAAGCAAAAAUUUACAAGCAUAUGGAUAAUCUCAAAGAAGCUGCAAAGUGGAUGGAUGAAGCAUAGUCUUUGUAUACAACUGAUAGAUUCAUCCAUUGUAAAUGUGCAAAAUUCAUGCUUUGAGCAAAUGUGAUAAACGAGACAGAGGAAGUGUGCUCCAAGUUCACAAAGCUUGGACUUGUGAGAAGAGCUCUGAAAAAGUAUAAAUUAGAACAGAGAAAGUAUUCAAAAAGGGAUCAUUAACACAAUGAAAAAGUCAAAAGAAGAGAUAAUGAAGAAAAAUCCAGUGGUCUUAAGGAAGAACUUAUACCUGAAAAAUUAGAAAGGAUCAGACUGACUGAGAUUGUCUCUUUGCCUUCCCACCUAAACGUCAGUUAUGAGGACUUUUUCUCUGCCCUCCGCCAGUACGCGGCCUGGGAGCAGCGCAUGGGGAAGUCUAAACUGAUGUAUUUUCUGGACAAGUCAAGACAAGAGAAAGCAGUUGCUAUAGCUGCUAGACUAGAUGAAACUAUAAAAGAUAAAAAUUUUGGAAACUGUAGUUCCCAGUAUGAGGAAUACAGGACAGCAUGUCAUAACCUGCUUCCUUUUACAUCUGCUUUCCUGCCUACUGUGAUUGAAGUCCAUAGUCCUAGUGCAGCUCUGAGCUAUGCAGCUAACUAUGGUGUCUUGGCAAAUUAA
This is a messenger RNA of Octodon degus (degu), 2007 nucleotides long. It is a transcript of the gene Naa16, whose product is annotated as N(alpha)-acetyltransferase 16, NatA auxiliary subunit. Lineage: Eukaryota; Metazoa; Chordata; Mammalia; Rodentia; Octodontidae. Gene Ontology annotation, biological process: N-terminal peptidyl-methionine acetylation. Gene Ontology annotation, molecular function: protein binding; protein-N-terminal amino-acid acetyltransferase activity. The record is from RefSeq and is a predicted model, not a curated record. Gene Ontology annotation, cellular component: cytoplasm; NatA complex.